ACCCUGGGGCAGGACCCUUCCAGCCCCGGGGAGCAGCAGUUGGCCUGCAGACAGUGGGUCCUUUGGGCUGUUGGAGCGCUAGGAACUAGGCUUUCAGGACUUCCCGCUCUGGCAAGAUCUCCAGGAGGGAAACCCUGGGAGUGUUCACAUCACUAUGAGCAAAGAGAGAACUCCCUCCUUCUGCAGGAUGAAAGGUUAGAGGCCCCUGCGGAAUGCCUCAGGAAGGAAACACCAGGGUGAUGGAGCAAUUUGAUACACUGGAUGUGUCGGCCGUGCUUAAUCUGGAGUCAGCUCUGGUCAGAGAUGGAGCUUCCAGACAGGUGCUCCCGGCGGCUGUCCCACUCAUUCGCGACUGUAAAAUGAAAGCCAAAGAGAAGUACCAAUCCGACGUGUGGUUAGAAAUUGAACACCUGAAUAAGGGGAUAGUGCGAGAAGACCCAAGGUCAUCCUCUGUGGCACCUUGUGAUACAACUACCAGUGCUGUGGCUCAGUGUGAGACAGAUCCAGUUGAGAACAUACUUGAUCAGAACCUCAAGAUCAAGUUUUACAUCAGUUCUGGGUCCGCGUCUCCAUCCUCACACAGUGGAGAUGAAGCCGACCCAGUUAAGAUUGUAGAUUCUGCUCAUCUACCAGUUCAUACACCAACAAUAAAGAGAAAGGAAUAUCAUAGUAGUAUCCUUUUUCCAACUAAGAAUAAGAGCCACCAGUUUUUCCUUACGUCCUUCACCGCGCCCACCAAAUGUCACCAGUGCACGUCUCUGAUGGUGGGUCUGAUAAGACAAGGCUGUGCCUGUGAUGCAUGUGGGUUCUCAUGUCACACAACCUGUGUAGAGAAAGCUCCAAGAGCUUGUCCAGUACCUUCCCAGCAGAAGAGAGGCACCCUCUGUGUAGACGUGCAGGAAGGCAUGGGAACAGCCUAUGAAGGCCAUGUCUGGAUUCCAAAAAAAGCAGGGGUGAAGAAAGGAUGGCAGAGAGCACUGGCUAUAGUUUGUGACUUCAAGCUCUUCCUGUAUAAUAUGGAAGAAGAAAAAGGUUCAAAACCCAAUGUCGUCGUGAGUCAAGUGAUUGACAUGAGGGAUGGAGCAUUUUCUGUGAGUUCUGUCUGGCCCUCUGACUUCAUUCCUGUAAGGAGAAAGGAAAUGUCCCGUAUGUUUAAAGUUACGGCUUCUCAGCUCUCGGCGCCUAGCAAUAGGUACUCAGUACCAAUCCUUGCAGACAGCGAGAAUGACAAGUGUGAGUGGGUGGGAGUGCUGAGUGACUUGCACAGGAUGCUGAGAAAAAGUCACUCCAGAGACCGCUCAGUCUAUGUUCUAAAAGAGGCUUAUGAUAGCAGUCUGCCCCUGAUCAAAACCACCCAGACAGCUGCAAUCAUAGAUCACAAAAGAAUUGCUCUGGGAAAUGAAGAGGGGUUAUUUGUUGUGCACGUUACCAUAGAUGAAAUUAUUCAGGUUGGUGACAUGAAGAAGAUUUAUCAGAUUGAGCUUAUUCCCCAUGGCCAGAUGGUUGCAGUGAUCUCUGGGCGAAGUCAUCAUGUGCAACUGUUCCCCAUGUUGGCUUUGGAUGGACGGAAGACUGACAUUCACAAGCUGGCAGAAACAAAAGGGUGUCACACAAUGACUUCUGGAACAGUGUGCCAAGGGGCUCACACAUGCCUUUGUGUGGCCAGGAAAAGCCAAGUCUUUUGUUAUGAGCUGUUUCAGAGCAAGAAAAUUUCUCACAGAAAAUUUAAAGAGCUCCAAAUCCCAGCCAAUGUCCAGUGGAUGGCCAUCUUCAGUGAACAGCUUUGUGUAGGAUUCCAGUCAGGAUUCCUGAGAUACCCCUUGAGGAGAGAAGGAAGUCCAUACAGGAUGCUCCACUCACAUGACCCUACACUGUCAUUUAUCGUGCAUCAACCAGUGGAUGCUCUCUGUGCAAUUGAGAUCUCCAGUAUUGAGUACCUGUUAUGUUUUAAGAGCAUCGGAAUUUACACGGACAGCAGGGGCCUCCGAUCUAGGCCAACUGAACUGAUGUGGCCAGCAACGCCAACUUAUUGCCGUUACAAUGCCCCAUAUCUCUCCGUGUACAGUGAAAAUGCAGUGGACAUCUUUGAUGUGAACUCCAUGGAAUGGAUCCAGACUGUCCCCCUCAAGAAGGUUCGACCCCUGAAUAGUGAAGGAUCCCUAAAUAUUUUACUUUCGGAGACAAUUAGAUUAAUAUAUUUCACAAAUAAGAUGACAUAUGGAGAUGAGCUGGUAUUUCCCGAAACAUCAGAGAGUCAUCAGAAGCAAAUGGUCCGACACCUCCACAGCAAGCGACGAUAUUCCUUCAGAGUUCCCAGAGGGAAGGAGAGGCUGCCCAUAGGGCUGUGAUCACCAUCCUUCACAUGUGGGCCAGAAGGACGACUCCAGAACCACAUGUUAUUUGAUGUUAUUUGGAAGAAAAAUAAAUAAAUUUCUGAAACUUGGGCAGAAAUCUCUGUUCACAUCAGUGUUAUGUUUAUUUCUCUGUGAAACUUCAAAGGAAACCUUUAUGUAGUUAAAUAUAAAUGGAAGUGUAACGUCAAUUUGUUUUUCCAUGAGUGCGGAAUAACUGAAAUUCGGUAUGUAAGCCUCCAUAUAACAUAAAUAUAGAACAAAUGUGGAUACACAUUGUAACAUAUGCCCCCAAAUCAUUUUGUGAACAAAUAAACAGUACUGUGUAUGCAUACAGAUUGAUUACUCUCUGACUCUGGAUGUGUUUUGCUUUGACUUUAGGAUAACCUUUGGUAAUAAGCCAUUAUUUGGCAAUAAUUUCUGUAACUGAAGAGGCAAAAAAAAAAAAAAAAAAAAGUUGACCUUCUUUGGAUGACAAAAACAUUCCUAAAG
Canis lupus familiaris (dog) is the source of this 2843-nucleotide messenger RNA. RefSeq names its product serine/threonine-protein kinase MRCK alpha-like. Lineage: Eukaryota; Metazoa; Chordata; Mammalia; Carnivora; Canidae. The record is from RefSeq and is a predicted model, not a curated record. The transcript is spliced from 16 exons. Gene Ontology annotation, biological process: peptidyl-threonine phosphorylation; actomyosin structure organization. Gene Ontology annotation, cellular component: actomyosin; cytoskeleton; cytoplasm. Gene Ontology annotation, molecular function: protein serine/threonine kinase activity. Bases 213 to 2348 code for a protein of 711 amino acids.